Messenger RNA from Alternaria alternata, 1584 nucleotides. Its product is annotated as glycoside hydrolase family 62 protein. The transcript has a single exon. Gene Ontology annotation, biological process: L-arabinose metabolic process. NCBI's taxonomy places the organism in Eukaryota, Fungi, Ascomycota, Dothideomycetes, Pleosporales, Pleosporaceae. The record is from RefSeq and is a predicted model, not a curated record. Bases 447 to 1436 code for a protein of 329 amino acids. Gene Ontology annotation, molecular function: alpha-L-arabinofuranosidase activity.
UAGGAUUUAAGCAUAUACCCACCACGACUUGGCGCGUCUUCCCCAACCGGGCUUCAUGCGCGGCAAAGUAACCCUUUGCCGGGCACUCCCCGCAUUACGGAGAAUUGCUGUCCGUGCAGGUACGCAAAAUCCCUUGAAACAUCAUGUCAUUAAUAUACCCACAACAACGGAACAAUAUACCAGGCCCCAAACGGCCGCAUGGCAUGGACGAUCAAUUUCCAGUGCUAGGAUGAGCUAUGGUACCGAGGCCAAUGUGAACGGUCGAGACAAUGAGGUGGUUCAUGGAGUGGAGACGGUGUGACAGUGCCUUGCAAGUAUGGUUGGUAGUUCUGAUGCUGGUAUGAACAUAUAAGUAUCCUGUCGAUAGCCCUCUUUAAGGCCUCACUCCACACAGCCAAGCUUCUCUUCCAAACAACACAAGCUUCCUAUCCCUCACAUCAGCAACCAUGCGUUUCACUCCUACCGACCUCAGCCUUCCCGCUGCUGCGAUCGCCUUCUUGGCAUCGACUGCUUCAGCCCAGAGCUGCCAGCUUCCCACCAGCUACAAGUGGACUUCUUCCAACGCGCUUGCUCAGCCCAAGGCAGGAUGGGCCAACCUCAAGGACUUCACCACCCAGAUGGUUAACGGCAAGCACCUCGUCUACGCCACCAACCACGACACUGGCAGCAACUACGGCUCCAUGAACUUCGGUCUCGUCUCCAACUUCAACGAGUUGGCAUCUGCUCCCCAGAACGCCAUGAGCCAGGGUCUCGUCGCCCCUACCCUCUUCUUCUUCAAGCCCAAGAACACCUGGGUUAUCGCCUACCAGUGGGGAGCUACCGCUUUCUCCUACAAGACUUCCUCCGACCCUACCAACGCCAACGGUUGGAGCGCGGCUAAGCCUCUCUUCUCCGGCAAGAUUACUGGCUCAAGCACUGGCCCAAUUGACCAGACCGUUAUCGGUGACGACAAGAACAUGUACCUGUUCUUCGCGGGUGACAACGGCAAGAUCUACCGUGCUAGCAUGCCCAUUGGCAACUUCCCAGGCGACUUCGGCACCGCCUCCACCGUCGUCAUGAGCGACAGCACCAACAACCUCUUCGAGGCUGUCCAGGUCUACACCGUCAAGGGAGGAACCACCGCCAAGUACCUCAUGAUUGUUGAGGCUGUUGGUUCUCAGGGACGUUACUUCCGCUCUUUCACUGCCUCCAGCCUCGGCGGCAACUGGACCCCCAACGCUGCUACCGAGAGCAACCCCUUCGCCGGCAAGGCCAACAGCGGUGCUACCUGGACCAACGACAUCUCUCACGGUGACUUGGUCAAGGUUACCAACGACCAGACCAUGACUGUCGACCCUUGCAACCUGCAGUUGUUGUACCAGGGCCGCAACCCCAACUCCGGUGGUGACUACGACCGUCUCCCCUACAGGCCCGGUCUCCUCACCCUCAAGAAGUAGAGUGGGACUACUUGACUUGCUAAAAGUCUUUCGUUGUACAUACAUUUGAGCUGGACGAUGUAUAUAGAUGGCCAGUUUGAUUUCUCUUCUUUUCCUUUGACCCAGAGGGUCUCUUUUAGCAACAAAUGAAUUUACAGGGCAUCUUUAG